This is a messenger RNA of Penicillium diatomitis, 753 nucleotides long. It is a transcript of the gene xgeA, whose product is annotated as putative endoglucanase. The record is from RefSeq and is a predicted model, not a curated record. Gene Ontology annotation, biological process: polysaccharide catabolic process. The transcript is spliced from 2 exons. NCBI's taxonomy places the organism in Eukaryota, Fungi, Ascomycota, Eurotiomycetes, Eurotiales, Aspergillaceae. The coding region runs from base 1 to 753 and encodes 250 amino acids. Gene Ontology annotation, molecular function: cellulase activity.
AUGAAGACCUUCACUCCUUUGUCUCUCCUCACCGUGGCCCUGGCUGGUCUCGGUGACGCCGCUGCUGUUUCCACCAACACCUUGACCCGUCGCUCCGACUUUUGCGAUCAAUGGGGUUCCGUCACCAAGGGCAACUACAUCGUCUACAACAACCUCUGGGGUCAGAGUGCCGAUCCCUCGGGCCAUCAGUGCACCGGCGUCGACUCCCUCAACGGCAACACCAUCGCCUGGCACACCUCUUUCGGCUGGACCGGUGCCAAAUACUCGGUCAAGAGCUUUGCCAACAUUGCGCUCAAGUUUACCGCCAAAACUUUGAAGGAUGUCAAGAGCAUCAACUCGACCUGGAAAUGGAGCUACUCCAACACCAACAUCGUAGCCGACGUCUCGUACGACAUGUUCCUCAAAUCCAACCCCUCCGCCAGCUCCAGUGAAUACGAGAUCAUGGUCUGGCUGGCGGCUCUGGACGGUGCCGGUCCCAUCUCCUCCACGGGCGCCCCUAUCGCCACCACCACCAUCAACGGUGUCACGUGGAAACUGUACAAGGGUCCCAAUGGCUCCAUGACGGUGUACAGCUUCGUUGCCGAGUCCACUGUCACCGAUUUCUCGGGGGAUCUGAAAAAGUUCUUCACCUAUCUGAUUGAUCAGCAGGGUCUGAACUCGAACCUGUAUCUGGUUGAUGUUCAGGCGGGGACUGAGCCAUUUACCGGUAGUGCCAAGUUGACCACCACUGCUUACUCGGCUGUUGUCGCAUAA